This is a messenger RNA of Quercus robur (English oak), 633 nucleotides long. RefSeq lists its product as uncharacterized. Gene Ontology annotation, molecular function: nucleic acid binding; RNA-DNA hybrid ribonuclease activity. The transcript has 2 exons. Bases 1 to 633 code for a protein of 210 amino acids. Lineage: Eukaryota; Viridiplantae; Streptophyta; Magnoliopsida; Fagales; Fagaceae. The record is from RefSeq and is a predicted model, not a curated record.
AUGACUCAGCUCAUGGAGUACUUAUUGGAUCGAGUGCUGCAUGGAGGAAACUUUAAUGACCCAAUCUGCCUGAACAAGAAAGCAGUAGAAUACCUGGAGGAGUAUCGGCACACACAAGUUCAUUUGGCAGCAGGUCUAGUUGUGCAGUUGAGCAGGGAUGUUUGGACACCUCCUCCUGAAUCGGUUUUCAAAUUGAAUUUUGAUGCAGCCAUAUUCAUGGAGUCAGACAGGUUUGGGUUUGGUGUGAUUAUUAGAAAUGAUAAGGGAGAGGUGAUGGUUGCCAUGUCUGCCAAAGGUCCAGUGGUGAGUAGCAGCGAUGAAGCCAAGAUGCUAGCUUGCAGAAAAGUAAUUGAAUUUACAAUGGAUGAUGGGUUUUCAAAACUAGUCAUUAAAGGGGAUAAUGCUAAUGUUAUAAAAGCCAUUUCAUCUUCAAUGGCUAACCUGUCAUUGAUAUGGAAUGUGGUAGACGAUAUUCAUCAUUUGAUCCAUGGUUUGCACUGGGUGAAUAUUUGUUGCACGAGGAGCAGAGGAAAGAAGGUGGCACAUGCACUUGCACAACAUGCUAGAAAUAUUUCAAAUGAUAUGUAUUGGAUGGAGGACUCAUCUCCUCCAGCUAUGAAAACUUUGUAUUAG